Messenger RNA from Rhea pennata, 3214 nucleotides. It is a transcript of the gene CRPPA, whose product is annotated as CDP-L-ribitol pyrophosphorylase A. NCBI's taxonomy places the organism in Eukaryota, Metazoa, Chordata, Aves, Rheiformes, Rheidae. The transcript has 11 exons. The coding region runs from base 51 to 1325 and encodes 424 amino acids. The record is from RefSeq and is a predicted model, not a curated record. Gene Ontology annotation, molecular function: D-ribitol-5-phosphate cytidylyltransferase activity. Gene Ontology annotation, cellular component: cytosol. Gene Ontology annotation, biological process: protein O-linked glycosylation via mannose; isoprenoid biosynthetic process.
GGAGGGCGGCUGGCGAGGUGCGGCGCCGAGCAGCUGCCUGCCCCGCGCGGAUGGAGCCCGCGAGCGGGAGUCGCCACGCCGGGCCCGCCGCUCGACCGGCGGCGGCGGCCGUGCUGCCGGCGGGCGGGAGCGGGGAGCGCCUGGGGGGCGCCACCCCCAAGCAGUUCUGCACCGUGCACGGGAGGCCGCUCGUCAGCUACACGGUGCGGGCGAUGGAGAGGAUAAGUUGGAUAUCUGACAUUAUUGUGGUGGUUUCUCCUGAAAAUAUUGAAACAAUGAAGACUAUCAUUGAGAAAUAUGGCCACAAAAGAGUUACAGUAGUAAAAGGUGGAAUAACUCGUCACCGAUCAAUUUUUAAUGGACUGAAAGUUUUUGCAGAGAGUGAGUUUUCCAAAUAUCUGCUCCAGAAACCAGAAGUAGUGGUUAUCCAUGAUGCUGUGAGGCCAUUUAUAGAAGAAGAUAUUCUGUUAGAAGUGGUUUUGGCUGCUAAAGAACAUGGGGCAGCAGGAGCAAUUCGUCCUCUAGUUUCUACUGUUGUUGCUGCUUCUGCUGAUGGCUGUUUAGACCACUCAUUGGAACGGGCUAGGUAUAGAGCAAGUGAAAUGCCUCAGGCUUUCUUGUUUGAUAUAAUCUACCAGGCAUACCAACAGUGUACUGACUAUGACCUGGAUUAUGGAACUGAAUGUUUGCAUCUGGCUCUGAAAUACUGUAAAGUAAAUGCCAAACUUAUUGAAGGAACAGCUGACCUCUGGAAGGUGACCUACAAGCGAGAUCUGUAUGCAGCUGAAUCGAUUAUUAAGGACAGCCUAUCACAACAAAUUUGUAUUAUUACUGAUAUGAAGGAAGAUGCAGUGCAAGCUGGUUUUCUCCUUCAUGAAUCUCUGAAAAGCCAAAUAAAAGUUGAAGCUAUAUCAAUUUCUCUGUGUAAAAGUGAUAAUCAUCUACAGAACAUAUUCUCAGGGCAGUGCUACAAUUUUAUUUACAUACACGAUAAACAAUCUGCAUUUCAAGAAACCCAGCUACAAGUAGAUAUGUUGGAAAAAUCAAAUAUUCCUCUCUUCUAUCCAGUUAUUCUUAUUUUGGUGCACUUGAAUAGUUCGGAAAAUAUUUCUUUCAGCAUUGGGAUGGAAGAACUAACUAGAAUCAAGAAAUUUGCAAGGGAAGUGAAAAAGAAAAAUAUUUGGGUUUAUGGUCUCCUUAUCCAUUACAAGGACCAUUUGCCGCUUCAGGAGGUGGUAAAUUCUUCUGCUGGUCUUAUCAUGGCAUUAAUAAAGGACAGAAAUCCUGAGCUGAUUGGAGUGCUGUUUUCAUCUCUUGUUGGUUAGCAUGUAUGGAAGAAAAGCAAGUGCUGCAAGUUCAGAUGUACACUACAUUGAUAUUAAAGUGUUGAAAGUUGGGACAGGAGGGUUAAAAUGGUGAAUAGUUAUUAUGUUGAAUAUUUCCAGUUAUUACAGCCACUAAGAGCAAUGCAAGACUUCUGAAAGCAGGACAGUCCCUGAAAGUGUCUGUCUCUCCCUAUGCAUCAGAUUCUUGGGAAAUUACUGCACUUCUGCAGCUUGUGAACGGGCUAGGUUAAUGCCUUAAGCACCUGCAGUGAUGGGAAGAGGGACUUAAUGAAAUAGUCCCACCAUGAGUGUCCUGUUCUGUCUAUACAGAGUGAGCGAGCUCAAGAAGCUUCUCUCUGAAACUGGUCCUAUCAGCUGCCUGACUGCUGCCUUGCUCUCAUGAGUACAAUUUCUCAUAUCUGAUAGUUAGGCACAAGGAUGUGACACUAGCAAAUUUGCUGACAACAUACUCUUGGGUCCUUGAUGUAGAAUAUAAUUUAGCCAGUCUUAGCCAGAAAAAAGAAAUAAUAAUAAAAGAAAGUAAAGCAUAGAAUAUCUAUCUAAAUGUCAUUCAGAGGGGAUCCUUCUCCAUGCUAGGUAAAUGUUCAAAAACCCAUCUCAAGUAAAGCUUCUAGUUUACAUUAAGCUGUGGAAAGUUAUUUCCUGCAGCUCAGCUCUUCAAGAGGACAGUGAGAAAAGCUUGAGUGUUGUGGUUCAGUAAUACAAGGUCUUUUGUGGCAACACAAACUGGAAGAGUUCCCCGUCUUCCAGCCCUACUGCCACCAUGUUCCUCUCCCUCUGAUGCUCAGACAAAACUUAGUGAAGAGUAGGAUGAUCCAGGGUUGGUUUCUCUCUCUUGCUUUGUGCUGCUUGGCUUCCCACUCCUCUUCCUUCCUUUCUUUCUUUUUUUUUUCAUUCUUUCUUUCUCUUGCUUUUUCUCCCUCCUUCUCUCUUCUUCUCUCUCUUUUUCUGUCUUUGUCUCUCCUUCUUGCCUUUUCUCUCUCUCUGACUUUCACUUCUGCUUGCUUUCUCUCUCUCUUUCUCCCCCCCACCUUUUUUUAUGACUAUUUUAAGCCUAGAUCAGUAUCCUGCAGUUGCUCUAUCAACACAGAAGGCAGCAUUGACAGUAACAGUAAAAAGGGGUCCAGGAUGGAAUAAGUGCUCCUUAACUGCUUAAGAAUGGCUUAUUAGCUUCUGCUGAGGUACUAUCUCUGUCUUCUAAUCUCAUUUAGAAGUUGAUGUUGAUUCCAAACUUCCUUCUUUACGAGAUAGAUACAACAAAGAGUUGUUGGCUCUCUGUUCUGCAUCCAAAGCACACAUUUUGUUCCACACAGAAAUCACGCCAAUACAAUUUACAAAGUUCUCAUGCAUCCUCUGUUUUCUUCUUUGCUUCUCUCUCCUCUCUAUUUUGAGUAAUAGUUUGUCCUUUGCUGACAUUGUACGACAUAAGCAUUUGUAUUAGCUCUGUGUAUGGCUACACAGUAGGCAUAUUUUAUUCAUAUUUAUUCGUGCCUGUAUGCAAAGUAGUCAAAUGAAUAAGGGACCGAAGAAUUUAUUGUUAGCAUUCAUAUUUUAAUAGGACAAUUCUCACAAAUACAUUUCCUGAAUUCACUUUUAUUAUUCACAUUAAUAAAUUGAGUUUGAUAAAGGAAUUUGUCUCUCAAGCUUCUAAAGACAUAAUGAAAGAUAUUUAUUUGAUUACUGUAUUUUAUGUUUCUUCUACACUUUAAAAUACUAUCGCUGAGGUGUUUUUCUCGCGUAAUGAUAAAGUGAAAUUAGAAAAUCCUUUGUGUUUUCCAUCUAUUCUAAUAUAUACAUUGUACUACAACCUUAGCAUUGGGUUGUGCACAGCUUGUCAUUUGCUUAAUAAACAGAACCCUUUACUUGGU